AUGCUGGGUCAAGAUUUAUCCUUUUCUAAAACCCUGAACCCUAGCUUCUCCUUCUUCUCUUUCUCCUUCCGUAAUUCUCAACCCAAGUCCGUCGCGCGAAGGACCGUCUCGGUUUUACCGGUUACAGAGAGGAAUUUCGCGUUCGGGGACAAAAGGUCCGACCUUUCGCUCGGAAAUGAUGGUGGAUUCCGGCGAGACGUUCGCGCUCUGGCAGGGCGGAGCAAGAAGAAACCCGGAGGUUCGUCAGGCGGGAGGAUAGAAGGGGAUGCGGAUAUGAGGAAGAAGGUGAAGCGUAACGCUCGUGAGAAAUCGAAAAAGCUAGCGGAAUCUCUGUUUUACAGAUUGUACAACAAUCCCGACAAGAGCCGGAGCAGCAUUCUCAGUAGCCAUCCGGAUAAGUUCACGGAAGAGGAGCUUGAGAUGAUUGGGCUCGGUUACGAUAGGAUGGUCCGGUUUAUGGAUAAGGACGACCCGAGAUUGCGUCAUCCUUAUGACUGGUUCAAGUACGGAGAGUUUGGACCGUACUCGUGGCGCGGUGUUGUGGUUGGUGACCCCGUUCGUGGUACAAUCUCUGAUGAGUGUGUUACGAUGAUUGGUGAAGUGGAGAAUCAUGAAGAGUUUGAGAAGAUUGAGCAGCAUGAGAUGAACAUUGCUUUUCAGAAGAGAGUCAAGGAGUUGGAUUCGAAUGUUGGUUUGAGGUACUUUUGGGUUUUCGUUAGGCAUCCGAAAUGGAGGCUUAGUGAGUUGCCUUGGGAGCAAUGGACUUUGGUGAGCGAAGUUGUGGUGGAAGCAGAUAAGAAGCAGAGGUUGGAUAAAUGGAAUCUGAUGGGGAGAUUGGGGAACAAGUCGAGAUCUUUGAUAUGUCAAUGUGCGGCUUGGUUUAGGCCUGAUAUUGUGUAUGUGAAGAAGCCGGUGUUUCAGUGUAGGUUUGAGCCUCAAGAAGACUUCUUUAGCUCGAUCAUUCCUUAUCUAAACCCGGUGACGGAGUCUGGAUUCGCGUUUGAAGUGGAGGAUGAUGAAGGUAGAGUGGAUUUGAGUACUUACUACGGAGGGCUGUGUAAGAUGCUGAAGGUGAGGCAGACGGCUUUUGUGGAUGAUGUGGUGAAUGCUUAUGAGAAGUCGAGCGAUGAGAAGAAGUCCAAAGUGUUGAAGUUCUUGCUUGGGAACCACCCGAUCGAGCUGUUGCAUCCGUAUACGAAAGAGUGGAAAGCAAAGCUGGAGGAGAUGGAGCUAGGGUGUGAUGCUCCGGAGGAGGAUGAGAGGAACAUUAGUAGUAACUCAGAGAAGGCUGAAUUCUCUGAGUGGGUUGAAGACGACGGUGGGGAGGUGGAAGAAGAAGAAGAAGAUGAAGAUGAGGAUGAGGAUAACAUGGUAGUGGAUGUGGAGGAAAACGAGGAGGAAGAGGGUUUGGAAGGAGAGAUAGAGGAGUCGGAUCCGGAAGAGGAUGAGAGGUAUUGGGAAGAUCAGUUCGAGAAAGCGUUGAGUAGCGCGGAUAAGAUGGAGAAGCUUGCGAAGAUGAGUAUGGUGGUGUCAGAUAAGUUUUAUGAGAAGCAGUUAAAGGCAAUGGAGCGAAGAGAAAAGGGAGAAACAACAGCACCAUUUGGAGGAGAUGAGUUGGAGAUGAGAGGUAAGAAGGCGAAAGUGAAGCCGGAAGAGUGGAAGACAGUUGGGUAUGGAAGGUGGAUGAAGAAGAUAAAGAAGAGUAGGAUCCCACCUGAGCUCUUCCUCCGUGCUGCUGUUAGGCCCUUUGUUUACAGAAACCUUGUUAAAGAGAUUGUUCUUACAAGACACGCCAUUUUGGAAGGCGAGAUUGGUCAGACAGAGUGA
Molecule: messenger RNA, 1827 nt
Organism: Microthlaspi erraticum
Lineage: Eukaryota; Viridiplantae; Streptophyta; Magnoliopsida; Brassicales; Brassicaceae
Source: the annotation of a GenBank genome assembly